Messenger RNA from Aspergillus mulundensis, 1680 nucleotides. Its product is annotated as putative C6 transcription factor (AmyR). Gene Ontology annotation, biological process: DNA-templated transcription. Lineage: Eukaryota; Fungi; Ascomycota; Eurotiomycetes; Eurotiales; Aspergillaceae. The record is from RefSeq and is a predicted model, not a curated record. The coding region runs from base 1 to 1680 and encodes 559 amino acids. Gene Ontology annotation, molecular function: DNA binding; zinc ion binding. The transcript is spliced from 4 exons.
AUGGUAUGCGGAUCCAACAAGUUACCCGAUGAGCGGCUCGCCGGUCUCUCCGCCGUUCACCAUGGAAGAGCAGCAAUAUCUACCGCCAGAACUCCCGGAAACAUACAGCCGAUUGCCCCCUCCAGAACUGGUCUCUUCGCCAGACUCUCUAAACUCUCUGUCAGACUCUCCAACAGCGGUGCUGUUCCCAUCCCCGCGGAUUCUCACUGGACCUGUGAUACUGGCGCAUGUCAACGUCUACUUGAAGUACAUGUUCCCCAUCAUGCCAGUCGUUCGCAGCGAAGAGCUCCAGCAGGAUUGCCACCACCCCGAACGGCUGACUCCCCAGCGCUGAAACUCGACGGAGCAACGCCCGUGGCGGAUACGUCGCAUUUUCAAGCCGGUGAAAAUUCAUUGAUGUCUGGCGAGGAACUACUCGCCGAAGCCGUCCGAGCAAGAAAAGACUGCGAUCCAAUCGAGGACAUGAAUUUGGAGAGCCUUUUGACCUCGUUCUUCUUGUUCGCUUCAUACGGGAACUUGGACCGACAAGACCACGCAUGGUUCUAUCUCUGCCAGGCGACGUCAAUGGUCUUCACAUUAGGGCUUCAUCGUGAAUCAGCAUACUCGGAGUUAAGCACAGAAGAGGCGGAGCAGAAACGAAGGGUUUUCUGGCUCCUCUUCAUCACAGAAAGGGGCUACGCACUCCAACAAGCGAAACCAGUAAUGCUCCGCAACUCCAUCCACAAACCACAAGUCCUCUGCUCCGACGACCCAAUCCUCGCCUACGGCUUCAUCAACCUGAUCGGCGUCUUCGAGAGCCUCAGCGUCAACCUCUACGACUGGGUCUCUGCAGGCGGAAGUGGAACCGGAAGAGACGGGUCCUCCGAGAUGCCGCCUACAUCUGCUAUCCAGGCAAACCUCAGCAAGCCCAUCUCCCUCGUGGGUGUCUCGGAAAUCCAAAAAGUCGAUAUCCUCAUCACCCAGCAGUGGUUGCAGGCUAUGAUGUGGAAGCUCUCUAUGACCCGUGCUUCGCAGCCGGGUUCACGGAAUGAAACCGUCCUCCCCUUCCAUCUGCCCGUGCUGGUAGGGAAGGCCGUGAUGACUGUUAUCGCGGAGGCCUCGCAAGGCGCCGUGGACGCGCACGGUAUCGGAAUGGAACAAAAACUCUUCGACCUCGGCAUCUCAAUCGCAGACGUCUCGCGCUCCCUCUCCACAAAAGCCGCAAACACCCUCGCCGAAUCCACAGUCGACCCCCGCGAGCUCCUCUGGGGCAUCCUCUCCACCCUCUCCCGCAUCCGCGGCUCCCAGUCCUACCUCUUCCCUUCCCUCCUCGAGCGCUGCAAGGGAACACUAGGCUUCGAUGUCCCAACGCCCCUGUCCAUCAGCGAUUUCACUAACCAGAACAUCCCCUCCUUCCCACCUGCCGUAUCUGUGUCUUCUACGAUGGCGUCCGAAACGACCUUUGGCCCGUGGCCUGCGCCUGCGCCUGCGCCUGCGCCUGAUGAUAGCGCUGCGAGCAGACCAGCGGCGAAUCUGAACACGGGUUCAUGUGCGUGGGAGAUCACGUCUCUUCCUGACGACUCGAAUGACGAGCAGCCUUCGGGGUCUGGAUCGGUGCCCGGCUCUCUCCCGGGGUCGCGGAUGAUUCCGCCGACCAGUAUGGCGGAGCUUUCGUUUCAGGAGGCGGGUUUGUUGAGUUGA